AUGGCCGAUCCGUUGCGCAUGCGCACCACAAAAAAACGCGCUGGACCCAGGGAUCGUGCCUUGACAGGCACCGGUAGUCGUGGAGAUGGCUGCGCUCGCGGAAGUCUGCCGUGGAGGUGGAGGUGGGUCCGCGGUGCGGUCCUGGUGGUGGCUCUCCUCCCUACUGGUGCUCACGUCGUCGCUACCGGUGGCCAGGGCGCUGGUGGAGGGUCUUUACUGCGGCACCGAGGUCUGCUAUGACGUGCUCGGGGUCACUCGGGAGGCCUCCAAAGCGGAGAUCGCUCGGGCUUACCGGCAGUUGGCUCGCCGCUACCACCCUGACCGGUUCAGACCUGGAGAUCCGGGGUCGGAGGGAGAGAGUGCGGAGUCAGCCCAGCAAAAGUUCCUGCUCGUUGCCACGGCGUACGAGACUCUAAAGGAUGAGGACACACGAAGGGACUACGACUACAUGCUGGACCACCCCGAGGAGUACUACCAGCACUACUACACCUACUACCGCCGACAGCUCACUCCCAAAGUGGACGUCAGGAUCGUGAUCCUCGUGACCAUAUGUGCCAUUUCCAUUUUCCAGUAUUACAGUUGGCACAGUAGCUACAACGAGGCCAUUAACUGCCUGGCGAAUGUCCCCAAGUAUCGGAUCCAGGCCACGCUGAUCGCCAAGGAGCAGGGCCUCCUGAACCGCACCAAGGAGAAGGGCAAGAACCGGCGCUCCAAAGAGGAGAUCCGGGAGCAGGAGGAGGAGGUGAUCCGUGACAUCAUCAAAACCAAGAUCGACAUCAAAGGUGGCUACCAGAAACCCAACCUGUCCGACAUCCUGCUGUGUCAGAUUGUGUUGUUCCCCUGCUACCUCGUCAACUACGUCGCCUGGUACGUCUCCUGGGUGUACCACUUCACCAUCUGCAGGGAGGAGUACGGCGACCGGGAGAAGCUUUACAUCAUCAGGAGGCACAUGAAGAUCUCCCAGUCUCAAUUUGACAGCCUGGAUGAGAUCACCAAGCAAUCCUUCCUGGAAAAACAACUCUGGAUCAAAGAAAAUUACGAGCUGUACAGAGCGGAACAGGAAGAGGAGAUGAAGGUGAAAAUGGCCACCGAUCCAAAGAUGAAGCGGUACAGACGGUGGAGGAAGAACGAAGGACCGGGACGGCUGACCUUCGUCGACGAUUGAUAGCCGCAAGUCGCGACGUGCACACGUGCCUCAGUGCCAACGUACGUGGAACAUGCAAAGGACAUGUGCGGACUUACGUUCAGACAAACUGUUUAUAUUGUGAGAAAUAUUUUCAUAGGGAUGAGGCAAGAGCCGCACAAUUAAGUGGAAGAAACUGCACGCCGCAGGAGAAAUGUUUACAUUUUCUUUCACUACGAGUAAUUUAACUUCAGUGUCACAUGUGCCACACCACCUUUUUCUUUUUUUUUUGUGGUCAUCUAGCUCAAAAGCAGACAUUAGCUAAAAUAGAUGUCGCAAAGGAAGCUGAAGUCUGACGCAGACCGCACCCUUUCCACCACCUGAACUGUUGAUUUGUUUUAAAAAUGUAGCAAGUUUGUCUUUGCACGAGCUUUGUGUCAAUUUAUUCUUCACAAGACCAACACCAAAACAAAAACAACUGGUGGUUAACAGCAAAGGCCUUUUCAGAUAUCAUUUACACAAUGAGCCAAAGUCAUCUCGGCAAAUUUCUCUCCAGAGUGAGCGGUGGUUUUUAUCACGCCGUCCAUUUGGGAGUGCAGAUUAAUACCUUGACAGCACUGUAAUGUAAUCAGCAUUUCAAGGAAUCCUCAGUAUUUGUUUCCGAUAUCACAAGCUUCAUUCAGAUUUUUUUUUUUUUAAAUGACAAUUUGUAUGAUGUAUUUUACAUUUUUUAAAUAAAGUUUUGAUGUGACUUCA
Hippocampus zosterae (dwarf seahorse) is the source of this 1879-nucleotide messenger RNA. Its product is annotated as dnaJ homolog subfamily C member 25-like. The record is from RefSeq and is a predicted model, not a curated record. The transcript is spliced from 5 exons. Bases 86 to 1165 code for a protein of 359 amino acids. NCBI's taxonomy places the organism in Eukaryota, Metazoa, Chordata, Actinopteri, Syngnathiformes, Syngnathidae. Gene Ontology annotation, cellular component: endoplasmic reticulum membrane. Gene Ontology annotation, biological process: protein folding.